AUGGAGGAGCAAAAGAGCACGAAAAGAGCCCGCCCAGUAAAUGGCCACAGGAGGAAGGAGUCGUCGAAGCCAAUCAGGUCUCGGCUUCUGGCCGCAGGAAAGGGAGUUCGUUUUAGAUAGGAAUACACACUGGGCAGACCGUGGGGGUGUCAAUGAAACCCACAGAGGGCAUAGAAACAGUCUACUAAAAGCCUACCUAAAGACACACAGUCCAGUUGGAUUAAUUUAAAGGGGAAACGUCUAGAGUAAAAAGUACUGUUAGAAUACCAUUAAGUUUAGAAAUUAGGUUAAUAACAAUAAGAUAUAUUAAAUCAAUAUAGAUAUAUCAAUACUAGACUGUAAUUGGAAUAGACUCACCUGGGAGCCUAAGCAGCAAAGAAAGAGGGGUUGGCAGGAGUUUGAUGAAUGAACAUACCCUAUUAUACACUCUGAUUUGUUAAAUUUUUUACUUACUGUCAACUGUUUCUUUGCUGCUGGGAGUGACAGUAAAAGAAAGUAAAGCAAAUAUGAAGCCUGAUUUUUUUAAAAAAAUUCUUCAGAUCAACUAUAGUUACAGCUUGGUGUUAGGCAGUAUGACUUGAUUUGCCAUAAUCUAGAAUUUAGUGAUUUACUUGGUUAAUUUCAGGUUACCAGAGUCAAUUGUUUCCCUAAAGUAUGUGCUUAAUACACUCUACCACAACAAGCUUCUCAGUCCACCCAGGAGAGAGAACAGUGUCACGGUCUAGACAUAAAAAGUCCAUGGAUUUUCUGAUAGCAAAACAUGCCAGGUUCUCUAAACAGUAAAAUGCAAUAAAAAAAAGUCAACAUUUGCAUACACACUGACACUUAAAGGGACACUCCAGGCACCCAGGCCAUUUCUGCCCAUUGGAGUGGUAUAAACUGCAAUAAUUACCUUGCAGGGUUAACUCCACCUCUAGCAUCUUUUUCAAUGCUUUCCUAUGGGGAGACCUAAUGUGCGUGCGCGGCAUUGCCGAGCAUGCUCUUUAGGUUUCCUCAGCGGGCGGGAUCAGUCUCACCCACCGGCUGACGAGAUUACUGGGAGGAGCGACGCCAACCCGAAACCACCGCCGAGGGACAUCGGCGGGGUCUCAGGUAAGUGACCUGAAGGGGUUUUCACCCCUUCAGCUACCUGGGAUGGGAGGUGGGAGGGAGAGGGUACCUGCAGUGCCAGUAAAACUGAUUGUUUUCCUGGCACUGGAGUUUCCCUUUAAAAGAGUGCCACAAGCACAUGUGUAUUCCUAACACUUUAGUUUUAAAAACACCAUUUAGGUUUACAUCCCCUCCCCCACAUUGCCCCUCUUAAAAAUGUGCUUAACUGGCCCUGUCUCCUUAGCUGAGAUCAUUACAUUUAAAGAUCUCAGCAAAGCAAAUUAUACUCCAUAGGAAAGCACUGUGAGGCUAUUGAGCAUGUGUGGCAAAACCCUGCGCCAAUCGAUAUCUCUUCAUCAAUGCAUCUCUAUGAGGAACGUUUGGUGCCUCCAUGCAGAUCUUAGCAAAGUAGCCAUCUGAGUGACUGUCUCUAGAUGUUUUCCAAGACAGUAAUAUAAACAUUGCGUUUUCUAUGCAAAGAUAGUGUUUACAUUAAAAACAGGAUAUAGACACAGGGCAGGACAUAGGCACCAAAACUACAUUAAGCUGUAGUUCUGGUAGUGACUAUUGUGUCCCUUUAAAAUAUUUUUCUUGAUAAGUGUGAGCAUUAAAAUUGUAAUUUCCACCUGUCGUUUAAUUAAAACUAACAGGAUUAUUCACGAAAGUGAGAAUUUAUGGGAAUUCAAAGUCAAAUUCAAGUCUAAUGCAAACAUUUUUAAAGGGAUUCUCCAGUGCCAGGAAAACAUAUUAGUUUUCCUGGCACUGCAGGACCCUCUAGUGCCCCUCUACCUCUCACCCCCCAUCCCAAGUUGGUGAAGGGGUUAAAACCCCUUCAGUGACUUACCGGAGUCCAGUGCCGAUGUCUCUCGGCACUGGGUCAGGCUCCGCCUACGCUCCUCCCCCGCCAACGUCAGCCGGCGGGGGAGACCUAAUGCGCAUGCGUGGCCGUUGGCGGGGGAGACCUAAUGUGCACGUGCAUUAGACCUCUCCACAGGAAAGCAUUAUACAAUGCUUUCCUAUGGGGAUUUCAGCGACGCUGGAGGUCCUCAUGCAUAGCGUGAGGACGUCCAGCGUUGUUUUAAAAACACUUUUCGUGUUCUAUGAACACGGAAGUCUCCUCUAGUGGCUGUCUACCAGACUGGUAGACAGUCACUAGAGGAGGACUUAACCCUGCAAGGUAAUUAUUGCAGUUUAUGAAACCGGCAAUAAUUACACUUGCAGGGUUAAGGGUAGUGGGAGUUGGCACCCAGACCACUCCAAUGGGCAGAAGUGGUCUGGGUGCCUGGAGUGUCCCUUUAAAUGGAAAACUUUUUUUUUUUACAUUUUUCUUUCAUUCGAUCAUUGAUUUCUUGUUCAUGAGACAUGAUUAUAUGCAGAAAACAGACACAGAAAUAUAUAUAAUAGGGGACAUGGGUUUUUCAUGUUCCCAAUUGUUUGAUAAUACUGUUGACAUGUAUAUUCUGUAUUAGAAUGUUAUUUAAUAUCAUGUAUGGUGUUACAUAUUCAUUAGUUUGUAAAUAUUCUUUCAAAUUCUUUCAGUAAAUUAUGUCUGAAAAGAAUUGACUUGGAGAGCUAUUUUUUUCCUAUUUCAGUUAUUUUGACUUAGUAGUGGAAAUACUAGCUGUGCCAUUGACAUCCCCCUCCUAUUGCAGGGUGUAUUGGGUCAGUCUGUAGUCACACUGCCCAAUGGCCGCAGCCCCACCCAUAACUAGUCGUCAUAGUAACCGCUAAGCUCUCCCUGCUGCUGUCUCAUUGGGGCACGGCCUCUGACAUUCGAUGGGCGUGGCGUAGAACACGGGAAGUACAGUCGGAUUGUUUUGAUCUGUCCACGUGUUCCAUACAUCUCCCACAGUGGGCGUGGCCUGACUGACAGGUAUGGAGAUAGUGUUUGGGAUAUGGUGUGGGAUAUGGUGUGGGAAUGGUGGGGAGGGGGUGUUACUCAUGUUUGAUCACAUAACCCCUCCACCCCAUGGUGAUUAUAGUUAAAGGGACAAUGUGAGCAGCUUUAGAGUCAAACUCCCUGCUAUCAAUGUACUGUCUCUUUAAAAGAGGGUCAGUGAUGGCAUUAUUUUAUUUGUACAAACACAUAGAUGAAUGAAAUCCAGAUAUAGUCCAGCACAGAGCACAUGGUCAGCUCAGUGUCUGCAAAAUUAGCAUAACCAAGAGGAGUGUAUUUGUAUCCCACUGAAGUCAGUGCUUUAUAUAGUGUGGUAAUGCAGUACAAACCCUAUUGCUCUCAGCCAGCCUAGUGUUAGGUCGGUAUAUGAAACAGGAAGCUAUCUGUACCUGAAUUACUGAUCCCAUUCCCAUCUCCUAUUGAAUUAGUGCUGCUGUAUGAAGGGCUGGGGGUAAAGUAGGGUUAAUGUGUAGGAUUAUCCAUGCAUGUCAGUGUUUACACAGAUUUCAUUUGACUACUCUGACCUAAAAUGCUCUUCCCUGACUGAAUGGCUGGAGUAUAUGUACUGUAUUACACACAGAUUGUAAUGCUGCCUUUUUCUGGAAACCAAACCACCCACAUUUGGCAUCUUUCACUGUGACCAAGAUCCCCCUAACAAUAUGAGUAGUCAUGCUGACAAUCUCUGCAGUUUGUAACUAUUCUGGAGAUUGUUCACAAUUAUAUAUCAGAUGUAUUUAUUAAGUGUUUGCUGACACAUUUAAGGCUUUAUUGCAUUUCUGCUGACUCAUGCUGAGCAUGUUGUACUGGUAUUAUAAGACUGAAAACAUGACAAAUACUCAGUCACUUCUUGCCCUGAGCUUUCAUUAGAAGACACUGAGACUGCAGGUUAGUUACAUGAACAAUGUUUCACUGACAAAUGAUAAAAUCUAUUCCGUAAUGUGUUUUUCUGAUUGCAUUUAAAGUAUGCUUUGGUUUAUGGAUAUGUUAUCUUUCAAAAUUAAAUUUUUUUUUGCUGAAAGUAAACUAGCCAGCAGCUAUAGCUACACUCGCCACCAGUUUAAUGGCUGACUGAGUGUCAUGCAUUUUGAAACUAUCAUGUCUACUAGUUGCUGUAAGACCGAUAACUACUAGGGGUUUCUGACACAAGUAAGUGUUGGUAUUGAAUCUUUUUGAAGUCUUGCACCAGCAAAAUCGUUAUCUAUAAAAAGCAUGGAUUUUAGUUUUUUCAUAGAGAUGUAUUGGAUUGGCGGAAUAUGGCGAUUGUCGCACAUACUCCUUGUGUUUUCAGGGUUUUUUGUGUGACGUAAACAAGCAUACAAAAUUAAGCCCUUUGCUCAUGGGCGGCAGCAAUGACUUAAGUAUACAGCAACCCCAUUUGUUAUUUUUGUGAAGCAUCUGACUGGACAGAAGUCAUCAGGAUUGAGGACGUAGCAGUAUGGAGAUUGGGCCGCAGUGAGAAUUCUGGCACUACUCUCGAUAAAGGUAAGUAUUUAAAGGACCACUAUAGUCACCCAGGCCACUUCAGCUCAAUGAAGUGGUCUGGGUGCCAGGUCCCCCAGGUUUUAAUGUUGUAGCUGUAAACAUAGCAGUUUCAGAGAAACUGCUAUGUUUACAUUGCAGAGUUAAUCCAGCCUCUAGUGGCUGUCUUCCUGACCGCCGCUAGUGGUGCUUCCCCGACGCUCAAUGCAAAAAUCGCAUUGAGCAGGCAAAACGCCCAUCGGAAAGCAUUGAGAAAUGCUUUCCUAUGGGCGUUUUUAAUGCGCGCACGGCUUCGGUUCCACUCUGGAGCUAACGUCGUAGGGGGAGGAGAGGUCACCAGCGCCGAGGGAGCCCGGCGCUGGAUAAAGGUAAGUGGCUAAUGGGGAAGGGGGCCCUGAAGGUGGGGGAGACCUAAGGAUUACAUAGUGUAAGGAAAACGAGUUUGUUUUCUUGUCACUAUAGUGGUCCUUUAAUUAGCUUGUUCCUUUAAUAGGGACUGACAUUUCCUGAGAUUUCUAAUAUUAUGUUACUUUAUCCCAUAUAUUUAACAAAUAUGUAUUUGUGAGGUGCAAAAAUUAAAAUGUACAAAUCCAUACUUCGAAAAAAGGGGAAUUAGGGCACACCCGGAACUUGCAUUCCAGGUUGUGGUGCUGCCAUAGUGACCAGAAUUUAUACAAAAUACCGGUUAGGGAAUAGCACACACUCAAAAAUAGUUUUACAUUUUACAAGGCUACUAAAAUUACCUAUCUUGGCAAACAAAUAGGGGGAUUGAUUUACAUCAUAUAGCCAUUUUGUAUUAAAGGACCACUAUAGGCACCCAGACCACAUCAGCUUAAUGAAGUGGUCUGGGUGCCUGGUCCGGCUAGGGUUAACCCUUUUUUUUAUAAACAUAGUAGUUUCCGAGAAACUGAUAUGUUUAUAAAUAGGUUAAUCCAGCCUCUAAAGCCUCUAGUGGCUGUCUCAUUGACAGCCGGUAGAGGCGUUUGCGUGCUUCUCACUGUGAAAAUCACAGUGAGAAGAUGCAAGCGUCCAUAGGAAAGCAUUGUGAAUGCUUUCCUAUGAGACUGGCUGGCUGAAUGCGCGCGUGCAGCUCCUGCCACGCAUGCGCAUUCAGCCGAAGAGGAGGAGAGGAGGCAGAGAGGAGAAAGAGGUAAGUUUAACCCUUCCUCUCCCCAGAGCCCGGCAGGAGGGGGUUCCUGAGGGUGGGGGCACCCUCAGGGCACUAUAGUGCCAGGAAAACUAGUAUGUUUUCCUGGCACUGUAGUGGUCCUUUAAGCUCUCCACUAACUAGUGGUGGGCUUAACACAAUAUGGUCAUAUAACUGAAUCAUCAUAUUUGUUUGCUAAGACAGGUGAUGUUAAGUAGUCUUCUAAAACUUAAAACUAUAAUUUUUUUUUGUUCACUGUUCCUAAAUCCAUACCUCCUUUAUUCUUCAACCUAGCGCUCUCUGUCAGUCUUAGUUUUAAGAUUUGUGGUUUUAUUUUUAUUUUUUGUACUUUGCACCUGGGUUUACAUAUAAAUAUCAGUAUUGGGGCAAAAUUCUACGAGUGAAGCAAUUAGCAGGAAUGUUGCAUUGGUUUCCAUGGUUACUACUAUGCUUUUAGAACAUUUUCUCAGAAUUGCUCUUUUAAACGAACCUCUCAAUGUUUCUAAUUUUUCUCCUUCUUUGAAGCAUGUUCCCCUGCUUGGGCCUCGACAGAACUGGAAUGUGAUGUGAUUUCUAAAACUUUAAUAUAAAUUUAAAAUAAAACUACAUCAUGUGAAAAAAGGUUUAUAAACAUUAUAGGUGAUUUUCAGUAUUUUUUCCAGAGAAGUGAUUGUUCUCCCUUUAACAAUGUAGGUUAGAUAACAUUGGCUGAAAGAGCUCUGGCUUUUUGACAACAUUUUUCCAAUUGUGUGUUUUGUACAUUUUCCAUUUAGUUACAUAAACAAGCACAACUUCCCAUAUCCUGCCUGGUGUUUUGUGGACUUGCUGUUUGCCGUUUGAAAGUAAUAUUUUUGUAACUGCAUAGAUAUUACACUGUAUUAAUGUAUAAGAGGUUGUUUUACUCUGUGUGCUAUUAUUCCAGACCAGGAGAAGCUGCAAGAAUGACUGUCAGAAAAGUUAUAAAAACAGUCCUCAGUGUGGAACAGCCAGAAGGGCGCGGUGCCCUUGUGCGAAGGAGCAUUGGCAGACCUGAGGUAUGUUGUGUUUAGCAGCUCAUAUUAUAGAUUAGCUUUGAUUAUUUGUCUUAGGAAAGUUUCUCACUCUCACGUGUAUAUACUAUUAGGGACAUCUGGAAAUGCUUUGACUCAUAACCUGCUGCAAAUUAGUUAUGUAAUUCUAAAAUUGUGGCGCACCUUACUAAAAAUGGAACUAUGCCCAAACAUUGCUAAUUUGCUGGUUUGUGAAUAACCCCAUAAUUUUGCAGUUUCAUAUAGUGGUUUUGGUGCAAAGCCGGGGCCCCUCAAUCUCUACACUGUAAGCACUGUAUUUUCCAAGUACACCUUUGGAAACUGUCACUCACAGAACUGGAGGACGUCACCAUUAAAAUGUUGAGCAUAGGCAUGCUGGAGAUGCACAGCCACUAAGGGGACUAUGUGUCGCAUCUGGUGGGAGUGUAGCAAAGUCCACCCCUUUGGGAAUUGGUGUAGGGAGAGACAUCUGGGAUUUUGGGUAACACAACAACUCUGGGGCUGGAGCUUUGUCUCCUCCUAAUUGCACUAGAUAACUUCAAUAAACCAGACUCAAUUUUCAUACUCCACAGUAUUGUGGCGGCAAAUGUUUUCAUAGCUAGAGCCUGGAAGUAGUCUGAACUGCCCUCUAAGCAAGCUCUUAGACAACAAAUUUCCAAUAACUUAGAUUAUGAAAGCAUGGCAAGGAAAAAUCUCUUAGGGGGUAGCAAGAGAUUUGAGCAAAGUGGGAUAAGUUUAUCCAGAAGGCGAGCCCCCAAACCAUACAGAACCUGCCUUAGGCAAACACAACCAGCUGUAGAUUGAGGGAGGAGGCGGGGAAUAAUAGAAAUAGAUGGGACAUAGCAAUGGGGACAUAGACCAAAAGACGUGCCAUUGGAUCCCCAUAGGUGCACAGCCAGGUUACUGUAGCGUUUACCACGAGUACCUCACACCAACAUUCAACAAAGUUACUGUUUGACCUGUACAAGGCUUCCUACCACAAUCCACUUCAAUUCAGGGCACACUAAUAAAGAGAGACCCUCUAUAUAUGGCAAACCAUGCUAUACAGUUGUAUCUGCCUUGCUUCUGUUUGCACUAGUAGGAACAAUUUCCUGCACUGAACUGACCCUGUACUAUGCAAAUGCUUCAUGUCACAACUGUGUACUGUUGCAUUAUGUCAUUCACAACUAUUUAUCAAUGUAUGGAAUAACUGUGCUGCUCUAACAUAUCACUCAGUAUUCAGUGGAACACAGCAUCAGUACAUUUGUAUACCGGUUUUAAAAUGUUGCAGCUGAUGUUUAGGGAUCCCUGCAUUUUGGAUUGUGUGAUCUAUAACUCCCACAAAAGUGAUGUAAGCGAAAGUACACUGCAUUCUCAAUGAAUGGGCAUUCAGUAAGAAAUCAAACCAUUCUAACACAAUGAAAGGAAACGGGUGGCAGAGCGCUCCUGGUAUCAUAACCACUUCAGCGCAAUUUUUUUUUUAUUAUAAUAUCAGACAGAGGGGUCUAUUUGAAGCCUUAGUGAGCUUCUCUAAACAAAUUCAGGGUCUUGAAAUGGAAGGUGUUUGUGUUUUAUGCAUUGUCAAUAUAAUACAUGAAAAGGGUAGGUGCUUUUUCGUUUAAUGUCUUGAUUUAUUUAGCUGUGAAUUAUACGGAUCUAGAAGCAGAGUUACAAAUUUGGCUUUAGUACAGUAAUUAGAGUUUUAAUAACUUCAGUAAUUAACCCUGUGUAUGUGCAGUAGGUUUCUUUGAAACGCUGCACGUACAGAAUUUCAAAUCAUCUGCUGCUGGAAGGGGAACAACAAAUCUGGCAACAUCAGCUAGAGUUCCGGACUGGCUAAUUUCAAUUCUGUGGAACAUCAAAAUGCAAUAUUCUUAGUUAGUCUGCUGUUUAGGGACUGGUAGAGUAAUAAGACUGCUAUUGAUUUGUGAGCAAGAUUGAGUGCCUAUAUUCUUCUUUUUACUAAGCCUUUUUAGAACAUUGGCAACUCGCUCAUGGUGAGGUAUGCUGUAUCACUUCUUACAUUAAUUUAUACAGUCCAUGUCAAGUACAAGUGGGUGAUGCAUCACUCUUUAGUGGACAUGGGUGCACAAUGAGUCAAAAGUUAGAAUCCAUCCAUCCAUGUUCGAGAACAUAAUGCCUGUUGUCCAAAGCCAACAAUGCUUUUACUGGGCAGGAUGGAUUUGAUAUAUUACAGGUGUAUUAGAGAAAUUGAUAGGGGUAUAUUUUUGUUGUUAUAAAGUAUCUAAUAUUUCAAAAUGCAAAAAGUACGACGAUGGUUAUUCACUGUGCCAAGCAACUAUAAUAAAAUGGAGGUAUGACCAAAUGUGUGCAUUCGCACAAAUAACUGCUCAAAGCUACUAUUCACAUCAGCAGCCAAUCACCAGCUUAUAUUUUUAGUUAAUAUUUUGCUACAUUAUAAAUGUUUUGGAUUGUUUGUGAUGAUGUAUUUCUUUGCUAUUUUUCAAUUUCUAUUCCUGGGUUCUUACCAAGAGCCUGGCUAUUCAGUUGAAGGUUUUGAUUAACACUUUAUCAAACAAAUACCAACUUAUUUAGCAGUGGUAUACAAACUGAUAAAGCAGAACAAUUCAAAAUCACAGUUUGAUAUGUAUAUUGUGGGGGGAAUUACAUAUAUAUGAUAUAUCAUUUAUUAGUGAUCAAUGAUGGACUAACCCUAGCACUCAUGAUUCCGCUAUAUUAACAAUUUAGAAUACUACAAAAUGUUAUGAAAGUAACAUUUUGAAAAAAAAAAUAUGUAUUUGGCUUUCAAAUGUUUGUUUGUCUCUUUGCAUAAUUGCCUACUAACUAACAAAGACUAUAUGUAGAGAAUCCCGUGAGAUCGGUCUGUUAUUCCCGCAAACCCUUUAUUAUUGUUAAUUUGUUUGUGUGUGUUUUUGGGUUUGGUGGUAGAGGGUUUAAGGAAUCCUCCAUACAGCUACUCAAUGAAAUAACUAGGUUUUUUGAUAACUGGAAAAUUAUAACAAUGAAAGAUUAUUUUAUAGAUAUUAUAUAAUAAAUCAGAGUUUUUAGAUUGCAUGAUACGCUUGUGCACGUUGAGGAUUGGAAUCACAUUUGUUUUCUGAUUUGGUUACUGUGUUUUGGGUGUGACCUAGUACUCUGGCAUUUGAGAAGGCCCUCCCUUUCUGUCCUAGCAUAACCUCAUGUGUUGUACGAGGGAUUUCUUUUACUAAGCAGCUGGCUUUGCCUGAACAUGAAUAGUUUGCAAUACACUAUUCACAAGCUUACAAUUCAGUACACAGAGGCAUGGCUAUUCAGGGUGAAUUCAAAGUAAGAUGUAAAUAUUUGGGCAAAAUAGCCAAAUUGGAACGUUUCCAAGUCCACAGUUUUCUGUUUGCUGUUUUGACCUAACAUUUUAAAUUUACUGUGAAUUCACUAUAAAUUGCCAAUAAACUCACAAAAAUACUUUUUAUGGGUUUAUUGACUGAAAUCUAAAUUGCAAAAUGUAGUUACAAAAAAUGACAGCUUAAAGGAACACUAUAAUUACUCAGACCACUUCAUCUCAAUGAUGUGGUCCGGUUGCUGAAGUCCAGUCCUUUUAACCCUGCAAUGUAAUACAGUUCAGUUUUUAAAUAAACUGCAAUGUCUACACUUCAGGGUUAAAUCAAUCUGUCUUCCUGACAGUCACUAGAGGUGCUUCUGCUGCACUGACCAAAUAAAACCUUGUCACGUGACACGGAAACCCAUUGCUCGAUGAAUAGUAUUGGAUUAGACCAUCUCGAAAAAGGCCAUGCUUUCUUGAUAACGUUAAAAGAGGUGGAGAGGUAAGCAGUGCUAAGGAAGCAUGAGCGCUGGGAAAAGACCAGUAAAACUUACAAAUUUCGGCAAAUGGCUGGGGGAGUGGACUACUAUGGAGGGACCAGGACCAUUAUAGUGUUAGGAAUGCAGGUUUGUAAUUCUAACAGUUCCUUUAAUUAUAUUAGCCUUUAAUUUUCCAUUUUAUUUCUAAAUCACUAUAACUAUGUCUAGUGCAUAAAUCCCACCGAAAAAAAUCAUAUGUAGAUGUGAGCAAUCCCGCACGUGUUUUAAAAAUGUGAAGUAAAACUUUUCACGUUAAAUCAUUGGCCUUUUGCCGAAAACAGCAAUGAUUACUUAAGAAGGGUUAAACACACCUCCAAUGGCUGUUACACUGACAGCCGCUAAAGGUGCUUCCGCUGCAUGGACCAAGCAAAACAUUGAACAAAAUAUUUUCUAUGGGGAAACUCCGAGGCAGCGACCUGCCUCACAUGCACAUCAGGUCCCCAAUGUUUCUCUACGAGGAGCAUUAGACUGGGCCACGCUGGAGCAGGCCAGACAAAGGAGCUAAAGAGGGCAUGCACUGUAAAUUCCCAUGUUCUGUAUUUUGAAAUGCUAAUUAUAUGUAUAAUUCUGUUUUUAGUUGACAAAUUUGGAUCCAUUUUUGAUGCUGGAUGAAUUUAAAGGUGGGAAGCCUGCGGGAUUCCCAGACCACCCUCACAGAGGAUUUGAAACGGUAAGCAUCGUGUUGCUUUGAAAAGUGCAAUAAUGUGUGCAUAAAUUCAUUCCAUCAAUCUGUUUCAGCAUACUACAGUCUCACCUUCACACCUCCACGCACACAUUUAAGAUUUUUUUUUCCUUGAUGUCCCACUUCUUGUUAAUUCAGGAAAAUGUUCCCAGCAAGCGCAGCACAAGCACACCGUUAAAUGUGCGCACACUGCUCAGAUUGCUGUCAGAGCAAUGCGUCCAUGGGCAGAGCAAUUCAGAAGCCCUUAGUGGGGCUGGCCAGGUCUGUUGUAAGACAGCUCACUGUGCAUGUACCCCACUCUCACCCACUCUCUCUUCAGGAAACCCACAUCCUUCUUGAUCGUAUCUGCCCCUUUUCACUUCAUAAUCUGCCCAUGCUCUUGGGCUUGUACCGAGUUCAUACCAUCCCAGUGUUGGGAGGCAGCAUAAAAUAACCCUUGCGUACUAUAGUGGUAUCCCAGCAUUGGGGGUAGGUCAGUAUAACAGAGGACUGGCUAUUUAGGACAGUGAUGGUCCACAGCAGUGCUCUGGGGACACCUUUUUGUGGUCAAGAGAUAGUACCCUUAGAGUUUGUGGCCAUUCAUGUUGUAUCGGAAAUGAAAGUGGGCUCAAAGUGGUUAGCCAAUAUCAGAAAUAAAUGUGGACCCGAGUGGUCUGGCUAGUUCAGGAGGGCUUUGUGAGGCCUUGCAAUCAGCUAAAUGUAAAAAAUGUAAAUAAGAUUCUUAAAAGUGGAGGUGAUCCAGCGCUUUACUAGAAAAGAUUCAGUGCUUCAGCCCCUAUAGCUUGCCGCUAUCAGUGCCUGUGUCAAGAGUAAAAUAAUGCCUUACAAAGAUAAACGGUGGUGUGCCAUACCUCGUAAGUGUUCAGAUUUUUAGAAAAAAAAUCUCCAUGCCCAAUUUUAAUAAUUCCGUAUUCUUGGUGUAUCUGAGUUCAUACCAGAGCUCCAUAGCAAUAAUACUCACAGUAAUGUGUCUUUUAAUUACAAUAUAAGUGUUUAGAAAUCAGUCUGUGUAAAUAGGAUACAUUGAUCUUGUAUUAAAUUUUUUGGUUGCACAAAUUGUUAUUAGUAAGUUACCUAAAAUUUCUUAUUGCAGCCCUGCAACCACACUCCCACUCAUAACCCUAAAAUUAGUGCUCUUCUUUCUCUAUUUGGAAUGUUGGGAGAUAUGCAGUAUCUCUCGGCUUAUGGUAUUAUCGUUCAUUUUUUGUUAUGGUUACAUUUAAAAGCUUUGUUAGAAAAAUUAUGUUCUUGGCAUUUCACAUUCAUCUCCACCAAAUGAUAUGUUGUUGCAUAACAACAAAUUAUAGUUUUUUUUUUGUUUUGUUUUUUUGUUUUUUCCUUGAGCAGAUUUAGGCUUGGUACAAUCUUUUUUUAAUUACUAUGCUCUAAGGGUGUACUGCAAGCAUGUCAAACUCAGAGGCUAAUACUGGCAAAAUAAACAAGGUUUAAGUUUAUGUGGGCCAAAAAACAGAGUUUGACCUAGACCAACAGAAACUAAAAAUACUUAAUCUCAUUCUCAUGCAAACAAUAUGUAAUCCUGUGUGUGUGUGUAUAUGUAUAUAUAUAUAUAUAUAUAUAUAUAUAUAUAUGUGUGUGUAUAUAUAUAUACAUUUUUUUUUUCUUACUCAAAUGCUUCACUUCAUGUUACUUACUAUGCCCCCCAAUCAAAUACACUACCCUGCCUCGCCUCCCCUCCCUCCUAAUACACUGCCUCCUCCCUCCCACCACUCUAAUACACUGCCUCCUCCCUCCCACCAUUCUAAUACACAGCCCCUUCCCUCCCGCAUUUAACACCCUGCUCCCCUUCCACCAAUUUAACACACUCCCCCUCCCCUGCGACUAAUACACAGCUCCCUCUCUCCCCCCCCAAUUUAAUACACUGCCUCUGCACUCUAAUACACUGCCCCACCUCCCUCCUCCCAAUUUAAUUCACUGCCCUCCCCCCAAUUUAAUACACUGCUCCCCUCCAACCACCACAAAUACACUGCCCCACCUCCCUCCCCCCAAUUUGGUACACUGCUCCCCCCUCCCACCACUCUAAUACACAGCAGCCCCCCAAUUUAAUACACUACAGGGAGGUUCCCCCAAGCACCUCUUCCCUUACCUGAAGCCGUUUUCCAAUCCAGCCCUCCACGAUCUUCUGUGCUUAAGCAGGCCACACGAUAUUCCGGCACAGUAAGCAGUAGGGAAGGGGGAGUGGCUGGCCUGCUCUGCACGCAGUCAGACAUUCUGCUCACUCCGCCGCCAGAUAUGAUUCUAUACACUGUAUGCGCAUAUCUGGUGGCCAACAUGGAAGAAUGUUUUGCCCUCUUGCGGCCGCCAACCGUCGCAGGAGCAUGUGAUCGUCCGCAGCCUGCAGGAAGGCCAAAGCACAAAGAGGCCCCAGGGCAGUUGGCCUACCUGUAAAUUUCUCAGUGGGCCGCAAAGAUACUUGUUGUACUGACAAAGUUCCCAUUAAUCCUACUAUAUAUGUCUUCUCAUAAACAUAUAAAAUUGGUUUAAGUUCCAUGUAAGUACAGCUUGCCAAAAAUUUGACCUUAAAUUGUCGUUUUGAAAAUGUAGUUCUAGCUUCCAGUUUUACUUUCUUGUCUAAAACAAUAAUUAACUUGAUUGUGCACAACUACCUAUCGGCUUUUUUAAAUUAUUUUUUAUUAUUAUUAAUAAAGUUAUACUGAACCUGUGAAGGAUCUUUUCAUAUCCAUCAGGCUAUCUCUGUACUGUUUCACUUGAUUGCAGUCAAUUCAAGCUUUGCCAUUGAUUCCGUGUGAUACUGUAUAGACCAAAAAUCUCCUCUGACAGACUCAGAGGCAGUCCACUCCCUUCCAGACUAUUAAGUGCUGUAAAUGCCGUCAGCUUUUCUAGCCUUGUUCUAACAGUAAGAAUUCCCUACAGAAAUGUGCAAUAAGCGUUGAUUCGCAGAUUUUAGUUGGGUAUUUUGGAGCCAUUGAAGUGUUUUGAUUACUCGAUACCUGCCAAAAAUACCAUCACACCUGCAGCAUCUUGAAGUGGUUAUAACGCUUAGGAGCUGUGCAUGCUAUCCCCCAGUUUUGUGAUCAACCUUUUUUUUUUUAAGUUUUGAAAACCUGAGAGUCCUUCUGGAUCCCAUGUCCAUAUUUACAAACUUUGAGAGGCAUGGAAUGGGAGAGGUGGGUGAGCAUUCAAGUGUCCUCAGUGAUGCAACUUGUGUCACUGAUAGCACCCAUAAUGUCCAGCAUCAAGCACACAGACCCCCCUGGCCAUUCCCUAACCUACAAAACCACACAGAGAGCACUGCUUAAGUGCCCUCAGCACAGUGUGAGCGUAUUCUCUUUUUUUUUAGUCUUUUUUUUUAUUUUUUUAUUUUUUUUAUUUUGUGUUUAAUAUUCUUAUAAAGCUUUUCCAUUAUAUGAGAAAAUUAAACAUAUGCUUCGAGACAAAGACAAAAUAACUGGAUAUAACAACAAAAACUACAUGUGGCAUGUCAUUAUCAGACUGUAUUCCCUUUCCUGAUGUAGAGCACACCCCUGCUAUAUUUGUAUAGGGCUAAGCUUUUCAUUAUCAGUUAGCUAAUAUAUGUCGAAUUUGGUUCUGGCGUCUGGCCGGUGCAUUACCCAGUUUGUUGCCUCCUUUAGCAUACAAUACAUAUGUUAUCAUUUUGACUUUGCGAUUUUUAUAUAAUAUAUGCAAAUAACCCCAAAAUCAUUCUAAACACGAUACUUGAAUAAAUAAAUGUGUGGGGGGGGUGGGGGGAUACACAGAUCCUGCUAAUGUAGAUGAUGCUGAGGAGGAAAUCUUUCUCAAUCUUCUGGUGCCCUCUGCUGGAUUCCACUGUAAGAAGGUUAAAUAUGAAAUCCUAUCAUGCAAAAAAGUGGUUAAACCAGCCUGAUAGGUGCACAGAAGAUUUUCCUUGGUAAUAGCUAAACGUUGUUUGAGAAGCUAAGCUUGGAUAACCUACUAAUCUGUUUUGGGCAAUUCCUAUUUGAGUGGUCCUGUUUUGCAGAUUCAGCAAAACUUUUUACAUUUAGUCAAGCUUUGUUGAUUAAAAAAAUAAAAUAAAAAUAAAAUACCUAUAGUGCAAAAUGGCUAGUGUUACCUACCCUUUAAAUGAACUAGCCUGAUGAUAUUGAAAUAAAAUAAAUCAUCAAUAUCUACUGAUUCAAUCAUCUUUUUAACAAUACCAAAUUAAGGUGUUAUUUAGCAGAUAGCUCCCUGAAUUGGUACCCUUAUGUGGGAUUGCUCUAUUUAGCAUACCAAAUUAGGCUACUGUUUAGUAGAUUGCUCCCUAGCAUGGUGCCCUUAUGUGGGAUUGCCCAUGUUAAGGAUAGUAAAUUAUGUUGGUGUUUACCAGACAGUUACCUAAUUUGGUACCCUUAUGUGGGAUUGCACAUGUCUUAACGUCUACUUUUUUGUAAUGACUUGCUUUAAUGUAGAAUGCUUUACAGAUAUUGCAAAGAUCUGUCGGUGCACUUAAAUACUCUGCUUUAUUUGUAUUCUGUAAUAUAGCCAGCUGUUUUUGCUCUUAUUUUGAUUCUGGGAACACAUUAAUGGGUAGCUCUGUCAUUAUCUUUAAUACAUCUGUGCUCAUUUAUGCAUAUAUUUGAAAACUUUGCUGGUCUUGUGUUAUCAGAUCUUUUAUUUGAUUUAUCUGAAGAUAUUUCCAGCCCCUGUUCUUGUCUCUGUACUAAUUCCUGUAAAGGAAUUGAAAACAUUUACAGUAACACGAUUAUUAUAGCUGCUGCAAAUUCUAGUUGCAUACAUAUGAAUAAGAUCAAUUGUUUUAUUCCUUAAACAAACAACAACAAAACACACACCUCACCCCCAGUUUUUUUUCAUACUUUUUUUGCAUUAAUUUAAAAGUAAACAAAGAAAAAGCUUUAAUAAUUAAGUAAUGAAAUUCUAAUCGUGGUAAUUAGCCGCGUUCUACCUGCUUCUCUGAAAAAAUAAUUGACUUGCUUCUUUACAAAUGCACAACAAUCGUUGAAGGUUGUUUUAUCACACAGUACCCUGUAUGAGCACUAUUUUGCAACCAUUGUUAUAAAUUAAGUUGUAUACUUGUAAAUAUAUAAUAUAGACAAAUGCACCACAAAUCCAUGUCCAUUAACUCAGCACUCCGUAUAACUAAUUAUGAUUCUCUGUCCUGAAAUGCAAUUACAGUAUCCCAGCAUACAAUAUGAUUACAGACCAAUGUUUUCUUCACCUUUUUCCUGGCUUCAUAACCGCUUCUUUGGAAGGCUCUUGUAUAAUGUGAGCCGCGUGCUUAUUCCAUAGGCCCUAUAAUCUAUAUCCAGCAACUUGCUCAACAUUUCUAAUAGAACAGGGAAGAACCGUAUAACAGAAUAACAUGAAAUAUUCCACUAUUUGGACAUUUCUGAAGAAGUUAUCUCUUCUAUUGGCAACGAGUCCACACUUGUGAUAACUGCUAUUAAUAAUGCUGUGUUCCAUAUGUUUUAAAUAUAAGGUCUAGUAAUUAUAUGGCAUUACAUGUGUUCCCAAGACACACAGGAUUAUUUUAUUUUAAGCCUUAAACAAAUACUUAUGAAAACUCCUUGGGUUUCCUACCCUUCCCAUCCAUUAAGUAAGUGACGUCAUCCCACUCUUAACCAUUCACUCCACCUCAAACCUGGUGUUAAAAUGCCUUAAUGUGCAUUCUAGGGUGUUCUGAUACCCUCAUAAUUAUGGACCCCUGCACUGUUGCCUGGCAUAAUGUUCAAUGUACAGACUGAGCCAGUCCUUAGAGGAACACUCUAAAAUGUUGAAUAUAUAUUAAUAAUGAUACAGUGUUUCUUGCUUUUGGAUUACUGCCCCCUUUACAUAUUAAAGAUAAAAAUCACCUCUCCCGGUUUCACAAUUGCUCCUCCACACUGGCUCACCCUUGGAUGUUUUAGCUGUACCCAGCAUGAUAUUUGACAUACGUAAAAAUAUGAAGCUUUCAUAACUUCUAUCUCAUUGAAGGAAAAAAAUAGCAUGUUUUGUUAAAAUGAUGUCUGCCUCAUGUGAUGGGAAAAGCAUAGGAUUAUAUAGAGAGCACCCUAAAUGUAAAAUCUCCAUAAGAAAAAAAUAAUAAUUUAGCUUUUCUCAAGUUUUAAAAUGUCCAAUGCUUUGUACGAAUGUUUCUAUACUGUAAGCAGUAUAGUUCAUAGUAAAGAUGUAUGGGAACUCCAUUCUCUUUGUAAAUAUAGUAGGGGGGUGGAACUUCCAUACGUUUAAACUGCACUAGAACCCUGUUUUAAAAUCCGUGUGUUCUAAAAAUGUCAUGUUUCAUCCACCAAAAGACCUUAUGAAAGACAAGAGGGUUCAGUCGUGCACAUAUCAUGAUUUGUAUAUUUAGUUUUUGUGGAUACUUGUUAAUACUGUUUGGAUACGAUCAAUGCAGAGAUGAUUCCUGUUGAUAAAGUUCUAUAUGACUGGGAUAAUCUUUUGCCAAACGCAAGCAUUAAUUUCCACGUAAAUUUAUAAUACACCUCUGUUAUUUGUGCAGUUUUAUUGGCUGAUUUUAGCCUUCUUGGGCUAUUUAGCAAUACUUGUCGACGUAUUACAUUUUAUUUUAGAAUUGUAUAUUUUAUUUUUGAAUAUAUGUUACAAAAAAUAGAAAUGUAUCAAUUUUUAAUAAGUCCUCUCCCCAUUACUCUUUCUGGUCAAUCCAUUCUGCUUAAAAGUAUUGGUAAAUUUGUGACUCCAACUGUCAAGAUUUGUUCACCGAGCAAUAAGUAAUUAAUUCACUAGAGGGCACUGUUUUCUUGUAUAUACUAUCCAUAUUUUAUGUGGUUGCGCUUGAAUGUAUUUAAAUUUGGAACCCUAACGUUACUGCUUCCUUUAGUUUGUGCUAUGGAAUUUUACAUAAAUGUGAGAGUUGUAGAAUUUUAAAAUAAGGCUGUUUUUUUUGCCUUAAAUGUUAGUGACAUUAUAGAGCUUUUAUAGAUUCAUGUUAUUUCUUUUUUGCCGAACUGAGUAAUUGUCUUUUGAUAUUUAAAAAAAAUUUUUUUUUAGAUAAAUAUCACCAGUAAUAUUUUUAUACAGAAGAAAUUACUUGGGGUUUUAGUCUGAGACCCACUCAGUAUAAUGGUGUCAUUUCUGAGGAGUCUACUGAAAAUUCCAGCUCAGACAGUUUUUUAUUUGUUAAUGGUCCUCUGAGGUUCUGUCUCAAGUUAAUACAAAUGUUGAUAUAUUCUGCAGAUGUUUGGACACAAUAUUAUUAUGUAAUAUAUUUCAAAUUUAGACUUUGUGUGCCUCAGAUAAUUACACUAUAUUUUAAAAAACCUGUAAAUUUAUAAAAAAUCACCAGCAUGUGCAGUCUUUAGUAAAAGUUGUGGAGGUUUAUUGCAGUCUCCGAGAUUCCUUUUACCUGUUCACAGAGCUGACUUCAUACCUGGUAAUCGAGUUAGUGAACAGAAUCUGUCAGGAUUGUAUUGGCACUAUCUGCGUGCAGAGUUAUGUCAUAGCCUGGUUGAGACCUCUCAACCAGAUUGCUGACAGUGCUGGACUGCUAGACUAUACGAUAAUAGCAAUACUGUAGUCAAGAUCUCGAUGGUGGGACGGUACAAAGCAAUAACCUAUUUAAGGAAUAGACCGUUUCAUCCAACUUGUAAUUACAAAAAGAACAAACCAAUGGUGCACGGAGGGGAGGCACAAAGUGAGUUAGAUACUUACAUGUUUUGUUCCUCAAAGACACUUCCUCAGAGAACCUCUGCUAUGCCAGCCCUCCCUGCCUCCCUAUGUUAUAUUUUCAGAACUGCUUCUUCCCCUCCCCUUGUCCAUCUCCUACCCUCUUUGUAUCCCUCUGUCCUUCCCCCUCCUCUGCGCUUGGAUUGGGAGGUGAGCAGGCUGUGGUUGAGAUGAGCUGUCACUCAGCUCAUCUUACUGCUCAAAAAUGCAGACACCGCAUGUAUGCGCAAUGUAGCGUUCAGUGCUUCUGGCAGAGAAAUAUUGGCUUCAUUGGAGAAACUAUCAGAAGAAGCUGAUUGGAGAGUUGUGGCACUCGCCACGCAUGUGCCCAAGGUCCAACAGUGCUCUUGUUUGGAUCAUGGCUAGGCAUCUGUUUACACAACGUGACGUCGGAAAAGACAUGAAAACGUUCUUGGACAAUUUGGCCCAGUACUGGAUUCAGUGUAAUGGUUUUUGGCUUAUUUUGAGUGGGAAUAAGUGACAUUAUUAUUAUUAUUAUUAUUACCAUUUAUAUAGCGCCAACAGAUUCCGUAGCAAUUUACAAUAUUAUUAGAGACCAAAAAACAAACGAGUCCUGCGCAUCCAGUAUAGGUGUGCACACCCAGAUGCUACCACAGUUUAUUUGAGGACAAAGUUAAAGCAGCAAACGUUUCGAGCAGCAGCCCUUUCUCAAUGCUUAAGCAUUGAGAAAGGGCUGCUGCUCGAAACGUUUGCUGCUUUAACUUCUCUGAAACUGCUAUGUUUUCAGCUGCAGGGUUAAAAUUAGAGGUACCUGGCACGCAGACCACUUCAUUGAGCUAAAGUGGUCUGGGUGCCUAUAGUGGUACUUUAAGAAAGAGCCAGUCAUUUGGAUUGCAAGCACAGUCUCCUUGCAGGGGCACUCACACCCCUGCACGCAAGAGAAGAUGCUUAUUACAUUCGUUGCCGGCAUGUACUGUGUAGACAGAACUGACAUUCGCUAAUCCAGAACAGAGUUCCAACCUAUCUAGGCCAUAUGUGGCAAAGGUUUAACCACAUUCUGGAACAAAUUCACUAAGAACUCUGUAUAAACAGCAUUGCAAGCUGAAAUUCUACACAUGCAGAUUGCUUGCACCAAGGUCACUUCUUAUAUGCAGAAGUGGCCAUGUUGUGACUAACCCUUUCAACAAUAAAUACAAAUUAAUUCCAGUAAAAAAUAAAAGUCAGGCUUCUAUCUAGCAGUAGAUGAGUGUAAUUCUAGUGGCAUUUCAUCAUACUGUGAUGUGUCUUAUACAUGUUCAGCCGCAGAGGCUGUCUUUAACAAGUAAUCUUGAUUAAUCUAAAAUUGUUUUAUGACCAGACUCAAAGCCUGAGUGUCAGUAAAUCAGAUGAAUGAGAAAUUGUUUUUAAAACUUGACCUCAUUCACACAAGGAAGCCCCAGAUAGUGAAAUGAUGAGUAGCUUGUAACGUUAUACCUUAGAGUUAAUAUUUUACACCUGGGUACCACACGAUUCCUCUCCUCGAUCCAUCUUGUUGCAAUUUAUGUUCUUGUGAAACUUUGUUCUGCCUAUAACAUUACGUCGUGUCAUGUUGCUGUACACCGGCAAGUUGCCCUGACAUUAUGUAUGUUUUAAGAAGUCAUUGCUACUGGCUCUCCUUCCAUUGCAUGUAAUGUGCUGUGUAUGUGUCCUUGUAAUCACUAUUACAGUCUGAUAUUUUUCUGUCUACCUAUCUGAGCACCUGCUUGCUCCUGUGUGCGUGGACGUAUAUUUAAUUUAUUCAUUGUUGACACAUUGUGAUGGUUUCCAGUGUGGCUGGACUGGUUUUGGAACCACUGUUCUAGACCGUGUGCACAUGAGUCUGGCUUCUUACUUCAGAUGUAGUUCCAGCACCAAUGAGCACUUUUUUGUGUGUGUUUUUAUUAUUAUACAGUAUAUUCUAUAAUGUAUAAUCUUCUAUUUCAUGCCUAUGUGUUCAGCACAAUAGUAUCUGUUUGUUAGAAAAUGAUGCCUAUUGAGCCAAACAUCUUCCAGUUAAAGGACCACUCUAGGCACCCAGACCACUUCAGCUUAAUGAAGUGGUCUGGGUGCCAGGUCCAGCUAGGAUUAACCCAUUUUUUAAUAAACAUAGCAGUUUCAGAGAAACUGCUAUGUUUAUUAAUGGGUUAAGCCUUCCCCCAAAGCCUCUAGUGGCUGUCUCAUUGACAGCCUCUAGAGGCGCUUGCGUGCAUCUCACUGUAAAUGAAGAAGAAGAGAAGGAGGAGAGCUCUCCGCCCAGCGCUGGAAAAAGGUAAGUUUAAACCCCUUUCACCCUUCCAGAGCCGGGCGGGAGGGGGUCCCUGAGGGUGGGGGCACCCUCAGGGCACUAUAGUGCCAGGAAAACGAGUAUGUUUUCCUGGCACUAUAGUGGUCCUUUAAGAAAACAUUACAACGGUGAAGCAAGUUUCUGUGACAAACCUUCUAUACCAUGUCUAUUUUACAAUGGGAAAAUAAAAAACACGCUAUUGUUUCAAUAUUCUCUCUGUAGGAGUCCAUUCAAUAUUGAUUUUAUUCUGAUAUAUAUUUUGUCAUGAAUGCAUCUUAAUUUAUUUAAAUUCCUUGGAAACUUUUUUAUUAAAUCAGAUUAUAUACAGUCUGGUAAACCUGAAUCUACCGACUGUGGUUUUUGUGGAACUAUCCAAGUUUGGCCGUACUGAGGUGUCCUGGUUUCUUCUGGCAUUGAAGAUUAAGAAAUCUUCCAAACUUAUUUACAGACAAUAAAGGUUCAUGUGAUAUAAGUGACUUUGACAGUGAAAUGAAUUUGGUGCUAGAUGUGAAGGUUUGGGCACCAGAAAUUGCUGAUCCCUUGAAAUUUUCACUACCCACGAACUCUCGAGUUUAGAGAGAAUUGUAUAAGAAAACAUUUAAAAAUGUUGCCUGAUGUGUCAUAAACGGAGUUCUCCUAUGACACACUAAUGUUGGGGGUCAGAAUUUUAUUGUAAAUAACAUGACUACAUGGAUACACAACUUGGACCUCUUAAAACCAACAGACCACUGUUUAAAUAUCACAAUGUAUCUGAUUUAUUGCUACUGACCAAGGGGCAUCCCUUAAUGGCCACUGUCAACCAAUCUUCCCAAAUGUUACAAUGUACAUAUCAUGUCGAGGUGUUUCCAGGAACUACUUAUUGUGACAAUACAUAUUAAUUUACAGAGUUGCGAAAAAAACAUUCUUUAAUAUUGUAUUGCAGGUGUCCUACUUAUUGGAUGGAGGAUCAAUGGCACAUGAAGACUUUUGUGGUCAUGUUGGACAAUUGGACCCCGGAGACCUGCAGGUAACCAAUAAUACAAGAAGGUUGUGACUACACGAUCACUUGAUUAUAUUAAUUGUGGUGAUGGUUAAAUUAUACUAUAUAUAAACUCAUGGAAUUCCAGCACAGAUUCCAAUGGCAUCUUCUGUACAACACACUUUGAACGUGCAUGUGUCUUAAUUUAUUCCAUUAAUGCAGCUUUGUUGCAGUAAAAGUUUUAUUUAUGGUUUAAAAGGGUGGAUACUUGGCAUGUGUAAGUAUUUGCCAUCCAAAACACUAUUAAAUUAAUGCUUAGUCAUUGUAAAUGCUGCCAUUAAAUGUAUCAUUAAUCACGUAUUGAUUUGAAGUACAAUUAAAUAUCCAGAAUUUUUUUUUUUUUCUUCUUCUUGUUUUAACAUAUCAUGUACAAUAGUAAAACAAUCCGUCAGAUUGCUGUGUUUGGAGACAGGUAAGAAGAGUUUCUUUGGAGAAAAUAUUUUUCAAACCUGAGGCAGGUACAGGUAGUGAAGUUACAAAAUAUUAAUUUUAGACAGGGGUGUCCAAACUUGGUUCUCCAUUUUAUAUUGGACUACAAACACCAGAAUUCUAUAAAGUAUAGUCCAACAGCAAUUGAAAGGCCAAUCCUAUUUUAGAACCUUUUUAUGUAUUUUAACUUGUCAAGUCAUCCUUGUGUCAACAGAGCAUGUUAAUCACAGUUUGAUUAAAAUUGCUUUUAGUGGAUGACUGCAGGAAGGGGAAUAGUUCAUGCUGAGAUGCCCUGCACAGAUGAACCUGCGCAUGGAUUGCAACUUUGGGUCAACUUGAGAAGUUCUGAAAAAAUGAUUGUACCGGAGUAUCAAGAACUGAAAAACGCUGACAUCCCGAAACCAUCGAAAAAUGGAGUUACUGUCUCAGUCAUUUCUGGAGAGUCAAUGGGUAUUAAGGUGAACAUUUUUUGUUCUUUGGUAAAGUAACUGUGAUGCAUUUUUUGUUAAAGGACCACUAUAGUGUCAGGAAAACAUACUCGUUUUCCUGGCACUAUAGUGCCCUGAGGGUGCCCCCACCCUCAGGGUCCCCCUCCCGCCCGGCUCUGAAAAGGGGAAAGGGGUAAAAACUUACCUUUUUCCAGCGCUGGGCGGGGAGCUCUCCUCCUCCGAUCCUCCUCUUCUCCUCCCAUGCGGCUGAAUGCGCACGCGCGGUAAGAGCUGCGCGUGCAUUCAGCCGGUCACAAAUGAAAGCAUUCAUAAUGCUUUCCUAUGGACGCUUGCGUGCUCUCACUGUGAUUUUCCACAGUGAGAAUCACGCAAGCGCCUCUAGCGCCUGUCAAUGAGACAGCCGCUAGAGGAAAUAGGGGAAGGCUUAACCCAUUCACAAACAUAGCAGUUUCUCUGAAACUGCUAUGUUUAUGAAAAAAUGGGUUAACCCUAGCUGGACCUGGCACCCAGACCACUUCAUUUAGCUGAAGUGGUCUGGGUGCCUAGAGUGGUUCUUUAAAGGGAAGCCAUGAGCUACAGAUAUCAACAAUUUUAGAGCUAGUAAAAAAGAAAGGAUAUUAAUAUUCCCACCAGCUGUCAGAUACAUGUGCUACGUAAGAGUGAAUUAUGGCGAAGGGAAAACUAAAAUCAGCAAUUCGUGUUGAAAUAGGCUAUAACUCUAGCUGAUCCAAAGAAUUUUCCAGAUCAGCUAAAGUGGCCUACAUUUAAUGUAUAUUUGACAAAAUGAGUACAUCUUGAUUUGACGAACCUAUUCUUUAGUCUGUAACAGACUUCUAGACUUUACGCAAUGAAACACAGCUUUGUUUGUUGUGUCAACAAGAAUUGGUUUCCCUAGCAAAAUGUUGCACAUAAAAACCGUGUAUCCCUUACGUGGCCAGAUAAGAAUUUCAGAUUACAUUUUAAAGCAUGAUCACAUCAUUUUUGUAUGAGCUUUAUUGACGUGAAUUCCUAUAUAAUGAAGAUAGUCUGACUUAAAUGUACCCUUGCAAAUUGCACAUUAAGAAGUGGUUCAUUUUUAUUUUAGUGCAUCACUAUCUCUGAUUCCCUAAGCUGCAAAUUCCACAAUUUAAUUUUUUGUGGCAGCACUUGGUUAAAAUAAUUUUAUGUCUGAAAGAUAACCUGUAGCAUUAGGAUGCAUGGUCGUAGAUCUGACUCUGUUCUAUUAAAAGUAGACAUUCAUUCCUGCCAUUCAGAUUUUUUUGUUAGCUUACACUCUAAUGAGUUUAUACUCUCUAUAUUCACAUUAUAACGUUUGAUGUGUAUUGUCUAAUUAAAUUGCAGUCUAAAGUUUACACUCGAACUCCAACCCUGUAUCUUGACUUCAAGUUGGAAAAAGGAACCAAGUUUUCUCAACCAGUGACUAAAGGUAAGGCACUGAUCAAAAUAAAAUCUUGCUGUUUAUAAAGUGUUUUAACAGUGUGCAGAUAUAUUUCUUCACUGUACGUUUUUCAUUCGGAGUACUGCCCAAUAGACUAAACUUGCCUUCCAGUGUGAGUUUAAUCUACUGGGCAGUACUCAUCAGUUGUUCUUGAGGAAGGUAGGAACACUAUUGCUCUACUGCCAGUGAAGGUAGAAGGGAGACAUAGUUCCUAGGAGUUAGGGUGGAGGACAAGAGAAGAAAAACUGAAGGGAACCUCUUAAAGGGAGGAAGUUUGUCUGAAGAAUCAAAACUGAUUGUUACUGGGAGAGUAGCUUGCUCGACCAUCAGGUUUAGAUCAUAAGCCUUCCAAAUUGAAGGCUUCUAGCAGGCCGGCCUUGUGAUAUAAGAACAACAGAUUCUUAAAGGGUGAUCUGGCUCAGAGAAAGGUCCAACAUCAGGAAUUUGUGUGUGUUUGCAUGUGUGAUUGCACUUGCUUGCAAGCCAUUCAGUAUAGUGAGUGCAUAUCUUGACACAUGCUGACACACCUGAAACAGGCAUUGAUUACCAUGUGCAGCCAUUGGGAGCACUGUUAAGUAACCAGUCCUUGACAUGUGACCAAUAUGUUUUCCAGUUUCUCCUUGGUUUCUUUUUAAGUUCUCCAUGUAUAACUUGGGGACCUUUCCAAGCUUUAAAUUGAACUGACCAGAAUCCAAAAUCAUUAAAGUAUCACAGUGUAUUUUAGUUGACUUAUUAAAAGAUUUGGGUGGAUACCCCAACAUAAAACUUGCAAGGACUUUUACCCUCUUUCUGUCUUGAUUUGUGUCUAUUUGGAGGAUUGUCAACUUGUGAUACUAUCUUUGUAAGUGAACUUGUUUCUGCUCUAUGUCAUCUUUCCAAACCUCAUUUAAAAAAUUAAAAAUUUUAAAAAGAAAUUGAAAUCCAAUCUGCGUACUAUAUUUCCAAGCCUUGUUGAUCUGUUUUUCUCUCUGUGCUGAAGAAUUCUUUGUCAGCCAGGAGGGAACACUUUGACAUGCCAAACAGCUGUAUCGACGUGCUUGGGUUCCACCUGCUCUGACACAGAUGCUCUCAUAUUUACUUGGAGCUUGGUUAAUGUCUUUAUGACGGACCUUAUCCACAGAACCGUAAAUUAGCUUGUUGACUCUCUGAAUGCAUGUUUGUCUGGCUAGGGAUUUCUCAUUUUGGCUGAAGAUAUGCAGCUGAAACCUUUGCUGCAUUCUGCCUGCCAGACUGAUCUUGUUUUAACGUCAACAUUUAUACAAUUUACAUGUAGUACAAUAUGUGCAGAUACAUUGCAGAGCUUGGAACACAACCCCCCCACAAACAAAGAUCAUUAAUUACUAGUGAACUGGGGCUGUACUAUAUCCCAUAAAAGCCAGCAGUUUCCAUCCUACUUAAACGGAGAACUAAUUUCAUAAUUGAGCCUUAAUGUGAACAUGCACCCUUCAUAUAAUUUAAAGUGACUAUGGCAUUCCGAAUGUGAUGGGAUCCAUUGCAUAGUCCUCUUAAUUACAUCUGUAGAAUGUGCAGGCAGAUGUUUAUAUAGAGUGUUAUUUGGUAUGCAAAUAUACUUACUGGCACUCUUUAUGAACUCGUACUACUGUGUUGGUCCCCUGGGUGAUAAGGAAUUACAGAUAUAACCGGUCUUGCACAGAUGUGUUUGCUUCUACUUGUUCCAAAAAGACUGCAUGCAGUCCCACACAGUGCGGUAGCCAUCUAGGUGAAUACAGAAGUUCUUUUCAGGCAUCGCUGUGUAUAAUCGGUAUAUAAGAUCAAAGACACAGCAAACGGUUACUGGUUUAAAAAAGCCUGAUAUUUAAAUUAAUUCCGUAAUUUUAUGUUACAUGCUGUCUUAAAAAAAGUAGUGUUUAAAGAGACACUCUAAGCAUCAAAACAAUGUUUAGCUUUAUGAGGUGGUUUUAGUAGUUAAAUCAAUUUGUUUAUGCAGUCCUAGCCAUAUGUCCCCAGCUUGUAACUUGCACAACUCCCAUGAAAAAUGCUUUCUUUUUGCAGCAUAGUGUGUUUACUUUAGAAGUUUGUAUCUCCUGCUUUGUUAAUUCAAAGGGGACCUGUCAUGAUAAAAAUUUGAUCUAGCUCUUUUAAAUGAGCAUAACAUUUUAUCUAUACAUUGUGCUAGCAAUUUUCAGACACUGAAUGCCAAGCAAUUGCGAGCCAGGCAGAGCAGAAGAGAUGUCCCUCUGCUCUCCACCCAGCUCAACCACAGAGCAUGCACUGUGGUUACUAUAGUAACUCCGUAGCCGGUGCUGAUAGCGCUAGCUAGUGAGUUUAGGAACGGAAUGACAUGACGUCACUCCAUUCAGAAGCCGGGAUGAUGGCCAAUGAAGCCAGCGUUUCAGUGUCAUGUUGUUACAGAAGUGUAACACCCAUCUCUUUAAUUACAUCGCAGUGGGAGAGCAGAGGAUCUGCUAAGCUGUGACAGUUUCCCUUUAGACACAUACAGGAGGUUACUGUAUGUUCUAGCAGGUAAUUAGUAGAACUGAAGAUAGUACAUUCUAGAUUAAACACUGUGCAAUCAGGGAAGCUAAAAAAAUGUAGAGCGGCUUAAGCAAAGUGAUUUCAAUCCUAAAUGGCAGGGAAGUUAGCAGUGAGACUGCAGAUGCAUAGUAUAUACACCAUACAUGUUUCAUUAAGCUGAAGUUAUUUUGGUGCUUGCAGUGUUCAUUUAACACAUGAACAAUAUUGUUUCACAGAUAUCAGGGGACAUAUAGCAACUCAAGUGCUAUUAUGGGACAAAGUGCUAAAUAAAAGGCAAAUACAGUGGAAACCAAUAUUAUUAUUAUUAUUAACUUAUUCUGCAGCACUUUACAAUAUUGUGAAAGGGGAAAUUUAACAAUAAAUGAGACAAUUACAAAAUAACACAGAAACAAUAGGUAGAUAAGGAGCCUGCUCAGACGAGUUUACAGUCUAGAGGAGUGGAGUAUAAAGGAAGAGCAACAAGAUGGAAAAGUAUCAGAACUCGAGGUGAGAGUAGAGUGUGGUCCUUUAGGAAAAAGCAAGAGACAGAUUUGUGAAAUAGAAGUUACUCUGGGAGGCCAUAAGCACUUCUGAAAAGAUGGGUUUUGAGGGACUUCUUAAACAACUGAGGACUGGAAAAGAGCUGAUGAGGAUAGGCAGACUGUUCCAAAGCAAAGGAGUUGCCUUUGAGAAAUCCUGCGUGCGUGAGUUAGCAGUAAGAGUGCAAGCAGCGGAUAGGAUGUGGUCACCCGCAGAACGGAGAGACCGAGAUGGGGCAUACCCACGAAUCGGUGAAUAAAUAUAACAAGGAGUUUUAUAAGUGUUAGUGUUUUGAAUUGACAACUAUAUGAUACAGGAAGCCAGUGUAAGGAUCCACAGAGGGGUCAUAUGUGAGAGGAGGGACAGGCGAGAAAGAUCAGCCUGGUGGUAGCAUUCAUUACAGAUUGUAGAGGGGCAGUAUGACUUCUUGGGAGACCAAUUAGGAGAGAAUUACAGUAAUCAAUGCAAGAAAUUACCAAAGCAUGAACAAGCAACUUAGCAGCAUCUUGUGUAAGAAAGGGUGGAUGUGGGAAAAAUUUUUUAAAGUUGAAUCGACAGGUUUUAGCAACAGACUGGAUGUGAGAUGCAAAGGUGAGACCAGGAUUAAAUAUAACACCAAGACCGCGAGCUUGCAGUAUUUAGAGAACAGAAGGGGACCAAGAACAAAGCCUUGAACGAGGAGAGGAGAUGUCAAUGGAAAAGGAGACACUCAAUGAACAUAGACUGUAUCUGAACAUUUAGCACUUUGCGCUUAAAAUCACAUGUGUUUUGCUUUGGAAAAUCUUCCCAUUAUUUCCUGUUCCUGGCACUACUUCCCAAGAACGCAAACAUGCCAUGGAAUGCAGAUUAAACUAUCUGCCCUCAGAAUGACAUCUAUCCUUGACAAUUACAGAAUCCUUUAAAAAAAAAAAAAAAAAGUGAAGUUCUCCUUGAGAUUUAUAUACGUGAAGAAUACGGUGUUGCACAAUUUUCACAUGUUUAUUCUGUUGCAACUUUUUUUUUUUAUUCACAAAUUGAAAUUGCAGAACAAUUCAUAGCAGACUAUGAUUAGAGUAUGAUAGUUGUGUUUUUGCAGAGAGAAAAUCUAGGCAUCUUGUUUACAGUUUGGACUGCUCGCACAUUCUAUCACAUUAUUUCAAAUAAAACAAAAACCCUCAGUUGUGAAAUAAUAUAGCAGAGCUAGUUUUGUUGUUGAAACAGUAAAAUUUUCAUUAAACCCAUGAAAUGCCAUUGUUGCAGUUCCAUAGGUGAUAAUAGUACAUGAGGUAAGUAUAGAACAUACUUACAUUUGCUCUAUGAUCUGUUAGUGGUGGAGCUGUCAUACUAUGAAGCAGUGGACGUGCAUGCACUUUAGAUAGCCUUCUCACAUUAAACCAGUGUGCUCGUUGUCACAUACGCACCCUCCUUCAAGAGGGUGCGUGACGUAGUUGUGUUGGAGAAAGGGAUUCACUAUUUGUCUGCACUCAACUGGAAAUAAUGAUAAAAUCCCCUUUAAGAUCACCCACACUUAAGCAUAGUAAUAUAAAUAUAACUAUUUUAACGCUCCCACCACCAAGAGGUAGAGUUAAGAUAUAUAUAUAUAUAGACAAUAAGUGACCACCCCCUUGUGCCCCAGACCAACAUCAAUCCAAAUGGAAACAUUUGGUUCUAUCUUCUCUUAUAUACUUGCCACAGAAAUAAGAUCUACAAAUUUAAUCUUUUUCCAUAACAUAGCUAUGUCUCACACCUUACUUGUGACCCAAUAUAGUGGACAUCACAAUCCCUUCCCCUAUGGUUAAUUUAUGCCAAUCAUGUUUGGGCUUGCUUAGAAGAUGGCGCUUGUCACAUUCCAAAUAUAACAAAAAUGAGGCUUACUUAUUCUGUGGGGAAGAACAAAUGUUUUUUUUUUCUUUUGGAUAUGAUACUGGAACAAGGCUAAUGGCCAUUAAAGGAUCAUUAUAGGGUCAGGAACACAAACCUGUAUUCCUGACCCUAUAGUGUUAAAACCACCAUCUAGCCCCUCUGGGCCCCUCAUGCCUCCAUAAAUAUAGCAAAAUUUUACUGUAUUCAAGCCAGAAGCUGUAGAUCUGCAUGUUGUUUGCCUCAAAAGAACACAAGCAGUCUGCUGACAUCAUCAGAAGUGGUAGCCUGAUCCAAUCACAGUGCUUCCCCAUAGGAUUGGCUGAGACUGACAAGGAGGCAGAUCAGGGGCAGAGCCAGCAUGAUUCAAACACAGCCCUGGCCUAAUCAGCAUCUCCUCAUAGAGAUUAAUUGAAUCAGUGCAUCUCUAUGAGGAAAGUUCAGUGUCUGCAUGCAGAGGGAGGAGAUACUGAAUGUUUGGAUGCAUUUUAGGCAGCCAUGACCCAGGAAGGAUCUCUAGCAGCUAUUUGAGGAGUGGCCAGUGGAGUUAUCACUAGGCAGUAAUGUAAACACUGCAUUUUCUCGAAAAAGACCAUGUUUACAACAAAAAGCCUGAAGGUAAUGAUUCUACUCACCAGAACAAAUUCAAUAAGCUGUAGUUGUUCUGGUGACUAUAGUGUCCCUUCAGCAUAUCAAACAGAUUGACUCAUCAAUUAAGAGGUAUAGGCCAUAAAGCUGAAGCCAGACAUUCAGGCUUUUCAAGUGUAGAAUCUCACACCUUACAAAGCCUUUGGUUAAUCACAGGAUCCAUUCAUAUGGUCACUCAUUUGAACUUUUUCACAUUCCUAUGCAAUUUACAACACCACUUCUGUCAUCUGACAUCUGUGGGGGUCCCAGCUUCAAAGAGGAAUUAAGGCUAUAAAUAUUCUGACCUUCCAUACAAUCAAAUUAACACAUUUUGACAUUGACAGUGUCACCUCUACCAGGCAGGCAGGUCAUCUAUGCACUACACAAAUUACAUUAAAGGACCAUAUUCCAUAGUGCAAUAAUGAAUUAUGCACCCUUGCCAUCACACUCAUACGCUUUAAAGGGAUAUUUUAAGCACCAAAACAAUUUUCGUUUAAUGAAGCUGUUUGAAUGUAUAGAUCAGGGGUUCCAAAUUUAUUUUUUCCUGUGGAACCUUUUGACAUUUAGCAGAGCAUAAUGUCUUCUUUUUUGGCAAAUUUAUAUAUUUAUAUAUAUAUAUAUAUAUAUAUAUAUAUAUAUAUUGUGUGUGUAUAUAUAUAUAUAUUUUUUUUUUUCUACAGAUGGUAAACAGAUUUUAGUACCAUGCUGGCACAUACACAACUUGACAGAUAUACACACACUGACACAUGCACACAGAUACACACACCUUGACACACAGUGUGUAUCUGGUGUGCCUGUGUGUAUCUGUAUGUGCCGGUGUGUGUUUGUGUAUGUAUCUGACACACAGACACAGAUACACACACUGACAGAAACACUGAUACAGAUACACAUACUGACAGAUACAUACACACACACACACACACACUGACAGAUACACUGACACAUACACACAGAGAAACACACAUUAACAUACAGAUAUACACACACAGUCACACAGAUACAGAUUCACACACAGUGGCAGGUACACACACUGACACAGGUACACACACCGACAUAUACACACACAUAUAUGUUAAUAUUUGCAGUCACCCUCAUGUUCACUUACCUUUUUUCUUCAGGAGGGUGACUUGCUUCAGUGAUGCUGACUGAGAAUGGUGUGUCAGGUCGGCAACUGAUCACUCUCCGCUGCUCGCUCUCUCUCUCUCCCUCCUGCCGACACGCUGUGUCUGGGAGGAAGUGUUGUCACUACUACAGGGAUCCAGUCGCGGUCUUAGACGCCCACAGUGCCUGACAGGACCCUUGUUUAGCGAUACCCAUCGGGUGGCCCUAAAUGCUUGGACCACCUGACAGGCAAAUCGCCGCAGAACCUCAAUUUUGUUCUUGUAGAACCCUAGGGUUACGUGGAACAUCAGUUGGGAAAUGCUGGUAUAGAUCAUGUCCCUGCACUUUCACUGUUCAAUUGUCUACCAUUUAGGAAUUAAAUCACUUUAUUUCUGUUUAUGCCUCCCCUGACUGUGACUUGAACAGCCUCCAUGAAAAUGUUUUUUUCAUUUUCAAUCUUAUCUCCUGCUUAUUAACCAUUAAUCAUACACAGAUAGCUCCUACAUGCUGUAGCAGGCUGUGCUUCCUUUAAUGAAUUUAAGUAUUUUGUCAUAUUCACUCGAAGAUUUAUUAAACGGACGCCUUGAAAAUGAAUCUGAGAUCUAAGAUAAAGUAAACAUGUCAGCCAUCAAUUCACGGUCUAGUUUUUAAAAUGCCAAUAUAUCUUGUAUAAAGUACAACAUGGUGCCGAGGCUUGUGAGAUGAGGUUAAAACACACACCUUCCUUCUGUACACUGCAUUCCAUAACACACUACAUCCCCUACACACAUACACUCCACUCCCCAUGGGCAAACUUGAGGGCGGGUAACUAGAGCCCAGGCCAUAAGUUGUGCAAUAGUUGACCAAAUGUAUCAUGGCAGCCAUGUGUGUGUAUAUAAUAUAUAACGUGAGUGCAUACAGCAUUUUCUAACUUUAUUUAAAUAAUAUUUAUUUAUUGCAGGAUGGACUGCAUUUAUUUAUACAUUGGCCGGUUUUGUACAUGUCGGUAAGUUUUCUGUACUUUUUUUGAGAAGGAUCAUGACUUUACUAAGAAUUUUUAUUAAGUUUGAUAAAUUGACAAUCAACAUGGGAAUAGGUAAAAUAAGGAAUAAAUCCAUAAAUUAAAAAAAAAAUGCUGCUUUGUGUUAGUAUGCAUGAAAUAUAAAAGCCUGAGUCACUUAAUACAGUACUUUAAAGGAAAAAUCAUACAAUACAUAGCACUGGCAUGUAUAGGAGUCCAGGACAAAAUACCUGCGAUCAUAGGAGAUUGCCUUGUCUGUAGACUGGUUCAAUAUAUCCAAGCUACAGUUUAACAAACGCAGUAUGAGUGCAUAGAUGGGAAUAUAGUGGACAGCUAAACUUAGUGGAGUAGAAGAUGGGAGGGGAGAAGAAGGAAUGAGUUUUUAUAAAAUGGAUGAUACAGCAACGAAAAAAGAGUGCAAAAUGGCAGUGGGAUGUAUUGAUUUAAGUAUGCCGCUAAAAUGGGUGGGGACAUUCAGAGGGUUCGCCUGCAAAAUGAAUGGCCGUUUCAAGCUUGGUGUCAAGAUAAACCAAGGUCAGGAGCCAUCUGGAGAACACAGGAUCAAGAACACAAAUACAGGAACCAGUCAAUGAACUGACACUUCCCUCAGAGAGAGGCAGUGUUUUAUACCUGGCUGAUUUGGCAUCUGCUUCAGGUGGACUGAGACUGGAGGAGUCACAGGAAAAGUCCAGCCCCCUAGUGCUGGAGACAUACUCAGAGGAAUAGGAGUGGCUGUGGCUUAGAGGCAUUAAAGCAGGCCCGGGACCGCAAAGUACCCAGUUUCAAAUCCCCUGUUGGGAAUUUCUGGGGUGACCACGUCUGCUCCUUGGGGACAGUUCUUUGGUGUUCCUGAAUGCAGGACCCCAGGGUACAAAGCGUGAUUGUGGGACAAGACCCUAAAAUACUGGUUGUCCCUUUAAAAUUAGUAUAGUUUGGAGGCCAGCAGUUCGGUGUUUAGUCAGCAUACCUCUAAUAAUAGGGGUGCUGAAAUAACAAACCUCAUACAACUGAUGGUUGUCCACAUGUAAUAACAUUUCUAAUGUAAAAUUCUAAUUUUAUUAACAGGGCCACCGGACGCCCAGCAAAAAAUUGAGGCUCACCAUACAGCAGUGAUGGAUGAUGGUGAUGAGGCCCACUUUGAAAACAAGGUAAUAUCGCAAGUUACACUUUUCAUUACAUCUUUACAUAGAUAGCUCUGUCACAUAUGCCGUUCCCAAGAGAAAGCUUUGUAUCUGACCCCAACGCCCUUGAAAUGGAUGGUCUUAAACUGCUAUGUUCUAGCCAUAAAACAAGUUACAACAAAGUAAUGUAACACAUAGGCAGUUGCAUUAUAGUUCAGCAUUUGAAAUGGAAUCGCAAUUACGUUUUUAAAAUACCUAAUUUGUUAACACAACAACUUGAAAGGGUUUUACACCUUUUUUUUUCACUUGUCGCCCACAAAAUCCAUAAUAGUUUUAACAUCUGUCAGAUUGUCUUUUAUUUAAUCCAGUGCUCAUUAUUUUGCAACCAUCCAUUGCUUUUCAAUGUCAUCUGACAGAAAAUGCUGCAGCGUGAAAGAGCACACAGUUUACUUCUUCGAAAAUUACAAUAUUCAGAAAGUAAAAAGAAUAAUGGGAUGGCUUAAUAUAAUGAUUGUAUUAAGAUAUCACAGAAAUUGUCAGCGUUCCUUUAAGCUCUGUACAACCUCUUCAGAGUAUGGUAUAUUGUUGGGGGAGGGAAGGAGGAUAUUCCUUUUAGGUUUAGGUGCAGUAAUCGUUUCUUACGUUGGUUUCUUUCCUCUGCUGUAGGACUCUGAAUUAAGUCAUUUCGUCUUAAUUGCUGGUAAACCAAUUAACGAGCCUGUUGUCCAGCACGGUAAGAAAUGUUGCAUCUUUUUCCUCAAGAUUUUGUGCCUUUUUCAAUCUUUUUUGUCACUUUUGGAGAAAGUAGAUCAUUAAUAAAGACAAUAUAAUGUAUUUUUCUUGAUGUAGGUCAAAGUUUCAAAACGGUAAAAGCUAGGUGGUGGUCAGUAUCAGUGUAGGUGUUUUUGGUAGUAAUGAGUUUUAUUAGUAAUGAUGCUUAGUGGCUGCUAUUUACGAUUAUGCAUGGUAAUCAGGCCAAUGUGAAAGGAACACUGUAGAAACUAACUGCUCCACCUCUUUAAAGUAGUGUUUGAAGUCUUCUAGCACCAACCUCCCAUUCAGAGUUAAACCGAUUUUAAUGUUUUAAUGCUAAACGAAAACCCUCACUCAGCUUUCACAAUUCCUUGUGCUGAUUGGGCUAAUGAGGAAGCAAUGGGUGACUGUAAUUGGCUGAGAAUGUCCGCUUACCGCCUAUAGCCUGUCACAAUGCCCAUUAUUGUUAUGAAUUCGUAUGGCUCGAAGAAAGUGGGAUCUCUGCCUUGGCCAUACCUCCAGUGGUUUAACACUGAAUAGAAGGACCGUGACACAGAGAUUCAGGCACUUUAUAACAAAUCCAUUUAGAUGAAAUGUGCCUACAGUUCCCCUUAAAUAGAGUGGAUUCUUACUAGAUCCCAUAUACCAGUUUAAUAUGGAAGUUGGCUUUAGCCACUGUUGUAGAAUUAAAGAAACCUCGAUCAUCAAGAGUCUACGCUUAUUGAUCUGUGUUUCAACAAAGCGCUGCGGAAUACGCUGGCGCUAUAUAAAUACCAAUAAUAACAAAAACAGAGAAUAUGAGAACUCUGAAAAAAGUUUAGAGAAUAUUAGCAGCUUGCCCUUCGGUACAUCCCCACAAAGGACUCAAAAUGUUUAGCUCGCUUGUGCCAUUACAGAGUGAACCUAUACCAUUGCACAUUGGACUGAUCCCACCCGUAAGGGCAGUUCAGAACCAAUAUGCCAGCAAGUUCUGUCUGACCAAGAUGGACAGCAACCUCUGACCAUCGUUUCGAUCUUCUUUGGGCCUCAUCAGCUGUACCUGAUACCCCUCUAGGCACAGUGAGGGGUUGUUUUAUCUCUCGUGCAGAAAAAACGUACCAGCAUUUCAGUUCUGACUAACCUUAUGGGAUGCCUUUUGUUCAGUGACGUGCUGCUAAGAGAUAGACAAAGAGGGAGAUUUAUUAAAGUGGUACUAGAAUGUAAAGGAGAGAAAUCAUUGUGACUUUCUAACGUUUAGCUUAUUUUAUUUAUUUUUUUUACUACUUUUCAGAACAAAACACUUUUUAAUAGACGUUCUCCAAUGUGUGUAUUUUGCUCCCCUCGUCUCUCUAAAUAUAUGAAUUAAGAGUGAACUGUUGACGACAACCACAGCUUGUGUAUGGAAGUGUAACUCCUAGCAACCUCAGGCAGCCGGAAACUUGUAUGUCUGCGUUCUGCACCGAGAGUCAGGUCUUGUGAUUCACAGUGUUGCAACACAUGUGCAAUAUGUGAUAUGAAAAUAGAAGUGCUGAUACGCUAACUUGUGAUCUGUGGUAAAUCUCAAAACCGAAUUGCAAAAUUAAGACUAAAAUAAUCUCAAAUUUAACGAUUCUAAUUGUCCAAUCUAAUGCUUGUCAUAGAGCAGCAUUGGGAACAAAAAGAGCACUGCACUCCUCCAAUAUAAUAAUGAUUAGCUGUGAGAAAUGAGUUUGACUAUAGUACCUCUAGUGGCUGUCAGGAGGUAUUAACUAAACAGCAAUGUUUAAAUACAGUUAUUCACUAAAGUGGGAAUUGACAAUGAAUUUUAAAUUUUAAGCCAGAGUAGCCAAACUGAAAUCAUAACUAAGAGAAUUUUUCCAGUCAUUUCCCCCAAAAAAAUUUUCCCAAUUAAUUCGGCCUUAAAGUUGAAAUUCACCUUGAAUUCUCACUUAAGUGAAUAACCCUUAGGAAAGGGUUAAAACUAAAAGACUGCUGCACCCGGACCAUUUAAUUGAGAGGAAGUGGCCUUAGGUGCCUUUAGUUAGUAUAUUGAUACUGCUGUUGGGUAGUUUAAAAAAUAAAAACGAUGUAAUUUUAUUUUUAAUUUUAUUUAAAUUUUAAUGCAUAAAUAAAUAUGCCAAAAAACAAAAAAAAAUAAACAAAAAUCAAGGUUUUUUUUUUUUAAAUGUCUUUUAUUUUUUGCAUGCUAUACAUAUAUACACUGUGCAAAUCAUGCUCUUUUUGUUUUAUUUGCAAGGUCCAUUUGUAAUGAACACGAAAGAGGAGAUUACAAAAACCAUUAAAGAUUACAACAUGGCAACAAAUGGAUUUGAAAAAGCUAGAACAUGGAAGUCAAAGAUUGGAAACCGAUAA
This is a messenger RNA of Pelobates cultripes (western spadefoot toad), 36145 nucleotides long. NCBI's taxonomy places the organism in Eukaryota, Metazoa, Chordata, Amphibia, Anura, Pelobatidae. The record is from the annotation of a GenBank genome assembly.